This is a messenger RNA of Peromyscus eremicus (cactus mouse), 3674 nucleotides long. RefSeq names its product coiled-coil and C2 domain containing 1B (gene Cc2d1b). Gene Ontology annotation, cellular component: nucleus. Gene Ontology annotation, biological process: regulation of transcription by RNA polymerase II. The record is from RefSeq and is a predicted model, not a curated record. The transcript has 25 exons. Lineage: Eukaryota; Metazoa; Chordata; Mammalia; Rodentia; Cricetidae. Bases 148 to 2700 code for a protein of 850 amino acids. Gene Ontology annotation, molecular function: RNA polymerase II cis-regulatory region sequence-specific DNA binding; DNA-binding transcription repressor activity, RNA polymerase II-specific.
CGGGCGCGAGCCUCCGCCUCCUGGGCGGGUGCUUCCUGUGGCCGCCGCCGCCGCCGCCGCCCGGGGGCCGCGGGAAGCCUGGCGGUUCCGGGCUGUGGGAGGCCCGGUUUUGGUUCGGAUCCGCCGCGAGGUAUCUAGCCUGCCAAGAUGCCAGGGCCAAGACCUCGGAAGGGCCCUAAGACCAGAGGCCAGGGUGCCGAAACUGCAAAGCAGCUGGGUCUUUUUGUGGAGUUCAACACUGAGGACAUGCUCCUGGGGAUGGAUGAGCCUGAAGAUGAGGGCGACCUGGAGGCUGAGCUGUUGGCUCUCACUGGGGAAGCAGGGAGCACAAGCAGGAAGCCAGCACCCAAGGGCCGUGCCCCCCUGCCCAUGGCCCACAUUGAGAAGUUGGCAGCAGACUGUAUGCGAGAUGUGGAGGAGGAGGAGGAGGAAGAGGAAGGGCUGGAGGAGGAUGCAGACCUGCUGACAGAGCUGCAGGAGGUCCUGGGCGUGGAUGAAGAAACUGGCCUGCUCGAUGGCAGUGAGGCAGCAAGCCCAGACUUGUCUGAGGAGACAGCACAGGACGACACUGAACAACCUGGCGUGCAGACAGCCUCCCAACAGGCUUUACCUGCAAUGCCUCAGGCUGGAGGGCCUCGGGGGCUGCAGGCUUUGCUGGAGGAACGGAUCCAUAACUACCGGGAGGCCGCAGCCAGUGCCAAGGAGGCUGGUGAAGCUGCCAAAGCCCGGCGCUGUGAGCGAGGCCUGAAGACUUUGGAGUCCCAGCUUGCCACUGUGAGGAAAGGCGGGAAGAUCAGUGAGGAUGAGAUUCCACCUCCAGUGGCCUUGGGCAAAAGGCCCCCACCCCACCAGGAGAUAGCCAAUAGGAACUCUGAGACAGACUCUUCCUGUGCCAUGGAGCCAGACAACCUUUUCCAACCUGAGACCAGCCUCCCAGACAGCUCUGCCAUUGCCCCCCUGCCUGAUGCGGACCCAGACCCACAGGCCCUGUUGUUAGCCCGACAGAGAGAGUACAAAGUAGCUGCUCUCAAUGCCAAGCGGGCUGGAGAUCUAGAUCGUGCCCGGGAGCUCAUGAGGAUUGGGAAGAAAUUUGGUACUGUCCUGGAGGCCCUGGAGAAGGGGCAGCCUGUGGAUCUGAGUGGCAUGCCCCCAGCACCUGAGGAUCUGAAGACCCUCACACAGGCUUCCAAGGCCCCCACAGCAACUGGAGCUCUGUCCCCAGCAGUGGAGCAAGUGCAGCCAGUGAUGGCCUCUGACCUCCCAGCCACCCCAGUGGCCUCUGCAGAGCCAAAAACAGUGCUGGAUGCUUUACAGCAGAGGUUGAACAGGUACCGGGAGGCAGGCAUCCAGGCCCGGGCCAAUGGGGAUGAGCGCAAGGCCAGGAUGCAUGAUCGAAUUGCCAAGCAAUAUCAGGAUGCUGUUCGAGCUCAUCAAGCAGGGCAGAAAGUUGACUUUGCUGAGUUACCUGUUCCUCCAGGAUUUCCUCCCAUCCCUGGCCUGGAGACCCGGAAAGGUAUCCAGGAGGAUUCAAUGGCAGCAACUUUAGCAACUGCCCAAAAACUGGCCUCAGAAGAUGCAGACCUGGUAGAUGAAGAUGAGGAGAGUGACAGCCCAACACAGGCCCCAGUGGCCAAGAAGCCAGCACAGCCUCUGGCUCCUUCAUCUCGUCUUCUGACAGAGCCCAAGGCCUCGGGUUCUAAGGAACCACUGAGUCCAUCUGCUCGGGAGCAGCUGGCGCUGCUGGAGGCUCGGAAACUACAAUACCAACGAGCAGCUCUGCAAGCCAAGCGCAGGCAGGAGCUGGAGCAGGCCAAAUCCCACUUACGAGUGGCUAAAAGUCUUGAGGCCCAGAUCAUCCAGGUCCGAGCAGGUCAACCCAUUGACCUCUCCAAGGUGCCUUCACCCUUGACAGAUGAAGAGGGCGACUUCAUCCUCAUUCACCAUGAGGAUCUGCGACUCUCCCAGAAGGCUGAGGAGGUGUAUGUCCAGCUACAGAAAAUACUCCUGGAGCAGCAUGAGAAGUGCCUGCUGUUCUCCAAGCAGUUCAUGCACCAGGGCAAUGUGGCUGAGACUACCCGGUUUGAGAAGCUUGCUCAGGACCGAAAGAAACAGCUUGAGAUCCUGCAGCUAGCCCAGGCCCAGGGCCUUGACCCUCCCAGCCACCACUUUGAAUUGAAGACAUUCCAGACUGUGAGGAUCUUCUCAGAACUCAACAGCACAGAAAUGCAUCUGAUCGUCGUCCGGGGAAUGAACCUCCCAGCCCCACCAGGAGUGACUCCCGAUGACUUGGAUGCUUUUGUGCGCUUUGAGUUUCACUACCCUAACUCGGACCAGGCUCAAAAAAGCAAAACAGCCGUGGUAAAGAAUACAAACUCUCCAGAAUUUGAACAAGUUUUCAAACUAAACAUCAACCGAAAUCACCGGGGCUUUAAGAGGGUGAUCCAGAGCAAAGGAAUCAAAUUUGAGAUCUUCCACAAAGGAUCCUUUUUUAGAAGUGACAAGCUGGUUGGCACAGCACACCUGAAAUUGGAAAGGCUGGAGAAUGAGUGUGAGAUCAGAGAGAUCAUGGAGGUUCUGGACGGAAGAAAGCCCACUGGGGGAAAGCUGGAGGUGAAGGUGAGGCUUCGGGAGCCUCUGAGCAGCCAGGAUGUGCAGAUGGUCACCGAGAACUGGCUGAUCCUGGAGCCUAGGGGCUUGUGAGGUGGUCAGCCCUGGGAGAUAAUCGGCCAGCACUGGUUCCAGCUCACUGACCCAGCUUUGCUGGCUGCAAGAGCCUCUGUACAUGAGAGAUGCUGCUACCCAAGCGCCAAAGACCCGUGAACUAACCGCUGCCUGGGCUUUCCUCAUGCUGCCUCUCCUGGGCCUCUGUGGAAGCAGAUCCUAGGAGCUUCUCCUACAGCCUCCCACCCCCCAGAUGUGGGUGAAGACAAGGAUACCCCCCUUGCUCUGUGCCAUAGAGUUCUAUUGCCCCUUAACCUCUGCAUAGUAAUGACGGACAGUUUACUCCAGUCCCCAGUUGCUCCAUUUCUGGAUGUGCCUUUCAAAGAUGUAACUGUAAGGGAUGGGAGAUUUGAGGGUGAUCGGAAACCUUCCCUGCUUAGGGGAGGGGCGAAUUCCGUGACUCCAGCUCGUCAGUGGCAGCCUGUCCUGCUCAGCUGUUUCCCCUCUGCCUGUGCCUUUGGUCCUGACACCUGCUGCACUAGCCUUCCUGCUUCUCAGGGGACUCAGGAAGAGGAAAGUUACUUUGGUACUAUUGGUGGGAAGGGGAAGAUUUUCUUGGUUUUGGUCCAUGUACCUAAGAUGUUAACUGGGAAGAAAAAAAAAAAAAAAAAAAGAUCAGUUCUGUGUAGCCAUUUUUAUUUUAAAACUAGGUCUAAUUCCCUGUAAGGACUUUAUAUUCUAAACUGUUAAUUUACUGUCAAAGUCUUCAAACGCCCUGUUCCCGGUCACUCUAAAAGCCAAAGCAGCAGUAUUGUGUGUGCACUGCACCUGUGCAUUCCUCUUGUGAGAAGGCCUGUCCUUGAGCUGAUCACUUGGCUAACCCCAAGUUCUAUAGCUUUUGUGGUGAAUGGAUGGAAAUGAAGGGACAGGUAGUUGCAGCAGAGUUAAUAUUCACAAAUACAUUAUUCUAGAUUCCUCAGAAAUCAGCACCUCAACUCUUCCCAUUUUAAAGC